Messenger RNA from Mytilus californianus (California mussel), 994 nucleotides. RefSeq names its product diisopropyl-fluorophosphatase-like. The record is from RefSeq and is a predicted model, not a curated record. NCBI's taxonomy places the organism in Eukaryota, Metazoa, Mollusca, Bivalvia, Mytilida, Mytilidae. The coding region runs from base 1 to 957 and encodes 318 amino acids. The transcript is spliced from 5 exons.
AUGGCGGACGACGCAAUUACCUUACACCAUAUUCUAGAACCGCAAUUCUUUAAGAUUGCAGAAGGAUUCCCAGGUGCAGAAGGUCCUGUGUUUGACAAAUGUGGAAAGUUCUAUAUGGUUGCACCUGAAGUGAAAAUUAAUGGCAACUUUGCUGGUCAAGUUGUAAAGAUUGACCUGGAUACCUUUAAGUCUACAGUAAUAUGUGAACCUAAUAUAGAUGGCUUUGGUGGGGUACCAGCAGGAUGUCAAUGUGAUAAAAAUAAUAUGAUCUGGAUAGCAGACAUGAGGCUAGGUAUCCUCACCAUGGAUCAGUCUGGUCAGUUUAAUCAGUUAUGUAAAGAAGACAUAGAUGGAAAUACUAUGCAGGGUUGUAAUGACUGUUGCUUUGAUUAUGAUGGCAACUUAUGGGUAACAGCACCAGCAGGGAAAAUUGCACCACAUCCAUAUACCAGAUCAAGCGAAGAGGCGUUUGGAUCGGUUUAUUGUGUUACAAACCAAAAUGAAGUAAUAAAAGUAGAUACGGGUUAUUUAAUUUCUAACGGAAUAGCUGUACAACAUUCUUCAGAUGGAAAACCACAGAAGCUGAUAGUAGCUGAAACUCGGACUAGAUCUCUUUGGGUUUAUGAUAUACUUCGUCCAGGUGCUGUUGGAAAGAGAACGUUGUGGGGGAAGUUACCAGAGUGCCCAUCAGUAGAUGGAGUGACGACUGGACCAGAUGGUAUGGAUUUUGAUGAGGCAGGAAACUUAAUUGUUGCUCAUAUCCGUUCUGGAUAUCUUGAAGUAUUUGGCCCUUCAGGAGGAAGACCACAUACACGAAUCAAAUGUCCAUUUUUAAAACCAAGUAAUGUUCAUUUUCUGCCGGGAGGUAGCACGGUGUACGUUACAGAACACGAGUUUGAUGGAUUAUGGAAAUUUCAGUGGCUAAGAAAAGGUCAACCCCAGUAUUGUGAACUAUAGUAGGAAAUGAUCAUCGUGAAUUGUUGAUCUGUCUUAU